Messenger RNA from Peromyscus maniculatus bairdii (prairie deer mouse), 1934 nucleotides. RefSeq names its product PVR related immunoglobulin domain containing (gene Pvrig). Gene Ontology annotation, cellular component: plasma membrane. Gene Ontology annotation, molecular function: signaling receptor activity. Lineage: Eukaryota; Metazoa; Chordata; Mammalia; Rodentia; Cricetidae. The record is from RefSeq and is a predicted model, not a curated record. Gene Ontology annotation, biological process: negative regulation of T cell receptor signaling pathway.
AUUCAUGGGCAAGGGCCAACUUGUCCUUGGGACCUCCAAAUUCCACACACAGUAUGCUGACACAUGGGGCUGGGGAGAGGCAGGACAGGGAAGGACUGGGCAGCGAGGCGGCAAGCUUUGGCUCCAAGUGAAAAGGGGGUGAGCAAGGGAAGGAGUGAUCCCGUGUAUUGUGAGGGCUAUCUAGGCUGCUUCAGUGGAGCUAAGGUCGACGUGUGGCCACCAGCUGGCUCGGUUGUCCACAACCGUAACGGCGGUGGGGAGAAGUCCAUUGGUUAGAAGGGGAGUCAACAGGAUGGGGGGAGAUGAGCAAAAAGCCUCAGAUGACCAUGCUUCAGGUCCAAGCAGCUCGGAGUCAGGUGCCAACAGGCAGAGUUCCGCAUGGGGCAAGUGAAGUCUACCUUUGGGUUUCCGGGUGGACGUGGGGCAGGAGCUGGGGAGGGACGGUGGGCUGCAGACUCAAACCCGGGACUACUAGUGUGUAAUUAGGAGAGUGUUGCUGGCUCAUUCAGGCUGGCUCCUGGAUGCCUCCCCAGUGGCUUUCCGGAUUGCAGGACCUUGCAUUCUCUGGUUGCUCCAUUCCCUGCCCCUUUUCUGGAUAAAGCUGGAUGGGAACAGGCCUAAGUGCCUCAGGAGCAGCCAUGCAUCCUUCUCUCCCUGAGACAUGAGCUGACUGACUUCAGUAACCCCCAGCAGCUUUCCCCACCACUGCAGGGCUAGGAAGUGGCAAGCAAAUCUUGACACUGUAACUUUAAGUGGAGGAACCCGUAACCCUGAGUUCACUACCACAGAAAGGAAACAGGGCUAGGCUGUGGGGAGCCACUGCUGCGGCUCUGACUGCUGACAACACGAAAACAUUGUGCCAUGAGAACUGGAACUCGCAGGCCGUCCCUGCAGCAAGUAUGGCCCAGGCUCAGGCCCUGGUCCUAUUCUCAUCACUGCUGACCAUCUGUGUCUCUGAAGGGAGCCCCGAGGUGUGGGUGCGAGUCCAGAUGGAGGCCACCAGGCUCCCAUCCCUCUCCCUCUCAGUUCGCUGUGGGGUCUUAGGAACCAAUUUCAUCUCCCUGGUAACAGUGAUCUGGGAAAGAUUUGUGGAUGCCCAAGGGACCAAACUAGCUGUGUUACAUCCAGAACUUGGCACCCAGCGGUGGGGCCCCACCUCCCAGGCCCGCUGGGAAACCUCAAACAGCAUCUCUCUCACUCUGACCCUGGAACAGUCCAAAGCAAAAACGUCCCUGGCUAACACCACCUUCUGCUGCGAGUUCGUUAUUUUCCCUCACGGUUCCAGGGUUGCCUGUGGAGAGCUGCAUAGCUCAGAUCCAGGACUCUCUGCCCCAACUUCAGUCCCUAUUCUUCAAGCAAACCUGGCCAGGAUCUUGGGGACCUCAGGGAUUCUCCUGCUGGGUUUCGUCUUCAUACUCUAUCUCCUGUGGCGGCAGAAGCAUUGGUGUUUCAGUAAAUCUCAGCCAUCCCCCAUCAGCACCCGGGCACAGAUGCAAGCUCAGCUUCUCCGAUCACCCUCUGGACACGGCAGCUUCGUCUCUACUGAGAAUGGAUUGUAUGCUUCAGCAGGGGAGACACUUCCCCACCCUGUUCCCAACAGCCUUGCUUCCUCUGACUGUCUGGAGCACGGUACCCCAGGAAAAUGCUCAGAAGUUCAAUGGCAGGCACCCUCGGUCCCCUCCAGGCCUUUGGGACAUCCCUCUGCUGGUGUCUUCAUCCUGGGCCUCUUCAUGAAUCUUGUUUUGGUUUUAGGCCUCUGAUGAGAUCACACUCUGCUGGCUAGGAUGUGGUCAGUGUAUGCGCAUGUAUGGACAAAGGUGUGAGUGGAGAGGUAUGACGAAGGCCCAGUUACAUCCUGUUUUGCACAUAAUUCCACCCUCCCAGAUGAUGUCUUUAAUAAGGUCAUUAAAGUGAUCCUUCUGUUUGGGACUUUA